Molecule: messenger RNA, 315 nt
Organism: Adineta ricciae
Lineage: Eukaryota; Metazoa; Rotifera; Eurotatoria; Adinetida; Adinetidae
Source: the annotation of a GenBank genome assembly
AUGAUUGUGGGUGAAACAGCACAUUUUUGGGAUUCGACUAUUAAUCAGAAAAGUACAAUUUAUUCUCGUUGUUGUUUAACAUUCGGAAUCUUCUUAAACUAUUUCAUUUCUCUACUUUUCCUGUCGGUGCAUAUGACAAUGAAUGGAACUAAUCCGUUUCUUAUAGAAAUCUGCCGAAUAACAUCUGAAAAAGAUCAUCCGAGACAGGAAAGAUCAUCGAUACCAACAUUGAUCACAUAUAUCGAAUCUAAAACGAAAACGUCUCGCAACAGUCUUCUUCUCCUCAUUGAUUUACACUCAUUACUCCGAACAUGA